AUGACAUCACUAAUAAGCAUUACACUUGAUGAAUUAUUGAUUAAUGAAGAUAUUAAUGAUGAUUAUACAUGUUGUGUAUGUGAAUGUUUAUUAAUUGAAGCUUUACAAUGUAGAAAUGGUCAUGUUGCAUGUAAAAAUUGUUUUAUAAAAAUUGUAAAAUCAAAAAAAGAGUGUAUGACAUGUCGUUGUGAAAUUAAAUCAAUUGAAUCAUUAAGUAAGAAUAGAUAUUUAGAGAAAGAGAUUAGAAAAUUAAAUAUAAAUUGUCCAAAUUCAUUUUUAAAAAGAGAAUUAAAUUUAAAUAAUAAUAAUAAAAAUGGCAAUGGUAAUGAAGGAUCAAGUGCAAAUGAAAUUGAACAACCUCAACAACCUCAACAACAACAACCUCAAGAAUUAAUAAAAGAUAUAAAUAAUGGUUGUAAAGAAAUUUUAACAAUUGAUCAAUUAGAUAGUCAUUUAAAGCAAUGUGAAUAUAGAUUUUUAAAAUGUACAAAUCUUUAUGCAAAUGAUUUAUGUAGUGAGUUGGAUAUAUGUGGUUAUGACUAUAGAUAUAAUCAAAGUGAAAAACAUAGAGAUGAAUGCCCUUAUGGUAUUAUAGGUUGUACAUUAUGUGGUAAAGAUUGCUCAAGAGUUGAUAUUGAAUCACAUACUGAAAAUCAUUGUCCAAAGUUAUUGGUUAAAUGUCCAACUUGUAAUCAAGAUCAAUUAAUUGCAAGAUGCGACUUAGAUGACCAUUUAAGUGUUGAUUGUGCAAUGAUUGAAAUUGAUUGUAUCUUAAAAGAAAGUGGUUGUAAAGAAAGAGUCAAACGUAACCAAUUGGCAAAUCAUCUAUCAAGCGACAACCAUUUACUAUUCAUAAAUAAUCAAUUCAAUCAACAAAAUGAUAUAAUCAAUCAAUUGAAAUUGGAAUUAAGUCAUUGUAAUGAUUUAAAUGAAAUAUUAACAGCUAAAUUAGAUAGAUAUAAUAAUGAUAAUACCAUGUUUCGUGGUAAAUGGGUAAUUUCAAAUUGGACUGAUAAAUUAAACCAAUAUCCACCAAAGAAAUAUUUAUCACUAGAUUUUAAUCUCUCUCAAAAUAAACCUUUCUCAAUUAGAGUCUACCCAAAUGGUUCAUCUGUAAUGUGGCAUAAUUGUACAAUUAGUUUAGUAAAACUUUAUCAAACUGAAUCAACAAUUAAAUUCUCUUUUGAAAUUGAAAAUGAAGAUCCUUUAAAAAAUGAUUUACAAACAAAAACUGAUAUAUUUAAAGGUUUAAAUGAUUCUUGGUCUUUACAAUUUUUUAAAGUAUGUGAUCAAGCCAAUAACAAUGGUUUUAUCAUAAACGAUACAUUAACAAUUAACUUUUCUAUAAAAAUUAAAAAAUGUUUUGAAAACAUUUUCAUAACAGAAUAA
Molecule: messenger RNA, 1389 nt
Organism: Dictyostelium discoideum AX4
Lineage: Eukaryota; Evosea; Eumycetozoa; Dictyosteliales; Dictyosteliaceae
Exons: 3
Coding region: 1-1389 (462 amino acids)
Cellular component (GO): cytoplasm
Molecular function (GO): zinc ion binding
Source: RefSeq, a predicted model, not a curated record